AUGAACGCACUUAGACCUACAAUCUCUCGCUCUGUCGCACAAGCUUCUCGCAGCCAAAUGCGCACCAAGGCAAGCGCUGCAUUCCCACCUCGCAAAGGAUACGACUUCAAGAAGGAAUGGCUGAGCGACCCAUCCACUUACCCCAUCAUUGCCAUCAUGAGCGGCGGAAUGCUUUUCAUGACUGGAAUGACAAUCAAUGCCUUGACGUACAAGGGUGUUUACGUCAACCCUAACAAGCGUGGAGCUGUGUUGACCACUUGGGGAGAGGAGCAUAAGACAGGAGUAAUGGAAAAGUUUGUCGAGCUCCGAGGAGGUGUCAGGACCGAGGGCCUUGGCAUUGACCACGAGAAGUGGGCACAGGAGAAGGAAGCCUACAUGAAAAAGUAA
Cylindrotheca closterium is the source of this 387-nucleotide messenger RNA. The record is from the annotation of a GenBank genome assembly. Lineage: Eukaryota; Bacillariophyta; Bacillariophyceae; Bacillariales; Bacillariaceae.